UCUGCUCAUAGAGCGGCUUAGUGAGCGGUGAGGAAUGAGGACAUUCUGCUUGCUCCAAGUCGGCUUACGUGUUGUUUACAGUAUACGAAGGAAACAUUAACGCAUUUUACGGUGUGAUAAUCGUGUAAAACAAACUAAGAACCGAAAAUGGAUUUUCAAAAUCGGCCAGGAGGCAAAACUGGAGGCGGUGGUGUUGCCUCAUGGUCGGAAAGCAAUCGUGACAGAAGGGAACGUUUACGACAACUUGCAUUGGAAACAAUCGACUUAAACAAGGAUCCUUAUUUUAUGAAAAAUCAUUUAGGCUCUUAUGAAUGCAAAUUGUGUUUAACGCUUCAUAAUAACGAGGGCAGUUAUUUAGCCCACACUCAAGGCAAAAAGCAUCAGGCUAAUUUGGCUCGAAGAGCUGCCAAGGAAGCCAAGGAAGCACCACAAACACUUGCUCCUGAAAAACCUCGAGUAGAGCCAAAAAAAUUCGUUAAAAUUGGAAGACCUGGCUACAGAGUAACCAAACAACGUGACCCAGAAUCUGGGCAACAGAGUUUAUUGUUUCAAGUUGAUUAUCCAGAAGUUGCAGAUAAUGUUAUUCCACGACACAGGUUUAUGUCAGCAUACGAACAAAGAGUUGAACCACCAGACCGUAAAUGGCAGUACUUACUGUUUGCUGCAGAACCCUAUGAAACUAUAGCUUUUAAAGUUCCCAGUAGAGAAGUUGAAAAAGCAGAAGGAAAAUUUUGGACCCAUUGGAAUAAAGACACUAAGCAGUUUUUCUUACAGUUUGCAUUUAAAAACGAAAAACCGUCGGUUGGCAAAGUACCACCACCUCCAGUUCCUUUAAUAAGACCUGGUUUAGGACCUCCUAUGGUGCCAGUUCCACCUCCUCCAAGGCCUCCUAUGUUUAAUCCAGUACCUCCACCACCUGCACUUUUAGCUACAGGUAUGCAAAUACCACCACCACCACCACAUCUAGCAUAAUACCUUUUUAAAACAAGUAUGAAGUAUAUCUAUAAAUUUGAAAUGUACAUUUUUAUUCAAAGCAAACUCCUAUGCUAUUCGAAUGUGUACCUUGUACAUAAGAAAAUGUAUUUCUUAUCUGAACAAUUAUAAUUAACGAAUAAACCCUCGAUUAUUUUGUACAAGUAAAUCUG
Hylaeus volcanicus is the source of this 1145-nucleotide messenger RNA. It is a transcript of the gene Sf3a2, whose product is annotated as splicing factor 3A subunit 2. NCBI's taxonomy places the organism in Eukaryota, Metazoa, Arthropoda, Insecta, Hymenoptera, Colletidae. Gene Ontology annotation, molecular function: nucleic acid binding; zinc ion binding. Gene Ontology annotation, cellular component: U2 snRNP; U2-type prespliceosome; catalytic step 2 spliceosome. The transcript is spliced from 2 exons. Bases 148 to 972 code for a protein of 274 amino acids. Gene Ontology annotation, biological process: spliceosomal complex assembly. The record is from RefSeq and is a predicted model, not a curated record.